This is a messenger RNA of Lingula anatina, 791 nucleotides long. RefSeq names its product SNW domain-containing protein 1. Gene Ontology annotation, biological process: mRNA splicing, via spliceosome. The record is from RefSeq and is a predicted model, not a curated record. NCBI's taxonomy places the organism in Eukaryota, Metazoa, Brachiopoda, Lingulata, Lingulida, Lingulidae. Gene Ontology annotation, cellular component: spliceosomal complex.
GAAGCAGUAGAAGUAAGAGCACAGUUGGAAAAGAAGAUGGCACAAAAAGAAAAGGAGAAGAAAGAAGAAAGUUUGCGACUACUGGCUCAAAAGGCAAGGGAACAAAGGGCUGGCAUUAAAAGAGUGGAUGAUGGAGAUGAUGAAGCCAGGGAGAGAGAUGAAUUGCGAAGAGACAGGCAAAAGGACAGGCAGAGGGAAAGAAAUCUUGCCAGAGCUGCACCAGAUAAAAGGUCCAAGCUUCAGCGCGACCAAGAUCGUGAUGUUAGUGAAAAGAUUGCCCUGGGACUUCCAAAUGCUGGGAGAUCCCAAGAUGCUCAGUUUGAUCAAAGGUUGUUUAACCAAAGCAAGGGAAUGGAUAGUGGUUUUAAUGAAGAUGAUUCAUACAAUGUGUAUGACAAACCAUGGCGAGGAGAUCAAGACAUUGCUGGCUCCAUCUACAGACCGUCCAAGAAUCUGGAUAAAGACAUCUACGGAGAUGAUCUGGACAAACUCAUCAACACAAACAGAUUUGUGCCAGAUAAGGAAUUUUCUGGAACAGACAGAACCAGAAGACGAGAAGGACCUGUUCAGUUUGAACGAGAUGAGGAGGAGGAUCCUUUCGGUCUCAAUAAAUUCUUGACUGAAGCCAAAAAAGGUGGUGCUGCCAAACGUCCAGCAGAGGACUCUCGGUCUAGUCGUGAUUAUGAUAAGGGCAAGAAAAGACGAGAUUACUGAUCUUGUGUAAACAGCAAGAUCUUGAUAUGAACUAUGGCAAUCAUGUAUAAUAUGUAUAUCAGAUGUGUAAAAAAAAA